AUGGAUGAAUUGGGUUCAUCAAUACGACACUCGAAUAGAUAUGCGAAUGUUCGUUGUGUAUCAUUCUUCUUUGCACCUAAUCAAACAAUGUUUACAAUUCUCUAUCCAAUUGUUCGUAUUGAUCAAUCAUAUACGGAAAUUUUUCGUAAUUUUGUCUACGAUAAUAAAGAUACAUUAGAUCGUCGUAUUCGAUUGUUACCAUGGGAACAUAUAAAUGAUCGUAAAAUAUUUCUUCGAAAUUUAAUGAUAGAAAAUAAUUCAGAAAUAUUUAAUAAAAAACUUGAAAAUAAUCUUGAAAUAUAUGAAAAAUGUCAUCAAAAUGAUUUAUAUGAUAAAAAUUCGAUUAUAAGUCAAUCAAUAAAAAAUGAUAAUGAUUAUAUUUGGAAAGUUUAUACUGAUCAUGAACUAGUUAAACAAUAUUUAACUGAUAAACAUUAUCAAUUAAUUGAUAAUCCUGAUCAAGCAGAUAUUUUAUUUGUUAUGAAACAACUCAAAGAUUUUCGUUAUGAAACUUUAGGUAAUAAAUUAAUUAAUCAAUUUCCAUUUGAAAAUAUUGUUACAAACAAAGAAUUAUUAGCACUCAGUGCAAGACGAUGGAAAUCAUUAUAUGGUUCAUCAUCAUCAUCAUCUGAUAAUGAUCCGUAUAUUGAUCCACAUGGAAGUCCUCCAUGGUUAGCAACAACAUUUAAUCUCACCUAUGAAUUACCACAAUUUGCUAUUUAUUUUCAAUAUCGUGAAGAUCAACAACUUGAUAAUACAUGGAUAAUAAAACCAAUAAAUCUAACACGUUCAAUUGAUAUGUCCGUAACAAAUACAUUUGAUAUGAUUAUUCGUUUACCUGAAUCCGGCCCAAAAAUUGCAUGCAAAUAUAUUUCUUCACCUGUUCUAUUAAGAAUACCUGAAAUGGAAAAUCAGCAUGUUAAAUUUGAUGUUCGUUAUGUUCUACUUUUACGUAGUAUACGUCCAUUAAAAUUAUAUGUUCAUAAAAUUUUUUGGCUUCGUUUUGCAAAUAAGCCAUUUUCGAUGAAUGAAUUAGAUGAUUAUGAAACACAUUUUACUGUUAUGAAUUAUCGACCAAAUGCAUUUUUACGACAAAUGAAUUGUCAAACAUUUAUAUCAAUGUAUAAUGAACAAUAUGGUGAAAAUAAUCAAACAUGGUCAAUUGUUGAACAACGUAUAUUUCAAAUGUUUAGAGAAGCAUUUCAAUGUGCAACUAUAGAAGAACCACCAUUUGGUAUUGCAUCAUGUUUAUCAUCACGAGCUUUAUAUGCAGCUGAUUUAAUGCUUGAAAUGAUUGAUAAUAAAGUACAACCAAAAUUAUUAGAAAUUAAUUUUACACCUGAUUGUCAUCGUGCUUGUACUUUCUAUCCAAAUUUUUAUAAUCAAGUGUUCAAUGUUCUUUUUCGCAAUAUAAGUGAAGAGCAAGAUGUUAUAGAUAUUUCAGUGUAA
Molecule: messenger RNA, 1449 nt
Organism: Rotaria sp. Silwood2
Lineage: Eukaryota; Metazoa; Rotifera; Eurotatoria; Philodinida; Philodinidae
Source: the annotation of a GenBank genome assembly